ACCCCUCUCAGUCUCUUCCUCUUCAUAUGUGUGUGCGUGUUAGCCUGUAUGUGUGUGUGUGUGUGUGCGUGCAAACAUUUGGUGCACAUAUAUUUUACAUGUAGCCUAUAGACUGUACAGUGUCUUGUUUUUAAGCGGUAUACAAACGCAUUGUCUAAAAACUCGUCACAAUUAUUACGAGUAAAACUCUAGAUCAACAUAUAUCCUUGCUACUACACUGUCAUCAUCGACGCUAUCGCUGUAGGUAUCAGUACCGUUCUCCUCGUCAUCGAAUCAUUGUUGUUGCCAUGUAGCAAUAAUUAAUGCCAAAAACUGAAAUAAUAACGUUUUAUACAAGUGAAUACAAGUGAUCUGUUCCUGUUGGUAUAUAUAGACUGCAGCAUCAAUUCAGCAUGUUUAUUGACUGUCUUUUUUGUUUCAAUUGUCUUGUCUGCUGUCAAGCUAAUCAAGCUCUUGAAAAAGUUCUCUAUUAGUCAAAAGUGUGUUGUACUUAUUCAUAUUGAGAUCGUUAUAAUUUUUAAUAUUAUAUUAUUGACAACUAUUACCGAUAUUACCAGCAAGACUUACUCGACAAUGCUUGUAAAAGCCGUAGAUAUUAUCGCAUGUAACCUUUUGGCCAUAAUGCAGUAAAUGGAAUUGUUCUGCAAAAUGGUCUUUCAUCAAGAAUUAUCAAAUACUGAUUAUCCAUGUCACAACAGUCUUUAACUUUUAUUACAGGCAUUUAACCUUGGAUCUAUACUACAUGGUAACAUGGGAUAACAGUAUAUUUUUUUAACAUAUACCAUACGCAAUAUAACAUAUUGUUCAUCUAUCAAUUUGCAGAUAGAAGAACAAUACUAUCUACAGAAUCAUUCUUCUUUUUUUAUAUUUGUUCUCUUAAAUGUUGUUAGUAUUAAUAUUAGACAACCAUUAUUACAUCAAACAUGCAGAGAUGUAUAAAUAUUGUAAUAUAUUAACGAUUUUUUAAGGAAACUUUUAGGUUGAUGAGGUUGAAAAUUGGUAAUAAAUCAUGGCUCGUCGUCGUAAAAACGACAAUAAAGUACCAAUAAAACAAGGACCAAAGUUUUCACUAAGAAAAUCCAAUCGACAAAAAGCAAAAAAGCAGCAGUUAGAAGAUGGAGGAGAAGUUGAUGAUAUUUUUACUCCUGAUAAUACAAAUAGUUGUAAAAAUUUCAUUAAUAGCGAAGAAUUGCCAACGAAAAUCGAAGAUUUAAAUAAGUCAAAAUUAUACAGUGAAUGCUUAAACAAAAAUAUAUCCACUGUGAAAAUUGAAAAUAAUUUAAAUAAACAAAAUUAUGAAAAUUAUUCAACUAUAAAUAUAGGUUCAAUUGAUAAACUUGAAAGUGAUAAACCAACAAUUGUUGAUGAGAAUAUUUUAAAUACAGCACUUUCUUCUGAUGAAAUAGAAGAAACUACUAUUUAUGAAGAAAUGGAAAUUGAAACUGAAUCCACAGUUGAAAGCUCUGUUAUACCAAACAAAAAUACAUCAAACCAAGUAUCAUUUAUAAAUGACACUCAACUCAAAGAGAAAAAUACUUUUGAAUUUUCUGCAAAUAAAAUAACAAAAGAUUCUAGAAUGGUCACAUCAGAGCACUUUGAAAAAUCAUUAUUGUUAAAUAGUGAAUGUACCAAUUCUAAUAGUUAUCAAAUGGUAGAAGAAGGUUUGAGUGGACUACAUGUGACUGAAAUUCAUGACUCUAUAAAAAGUCCUGUAUUGACAAUAGUUGAAGUAAAUUGUAGAACUAGUCAUGCACCAUUUAAUAACUUUAAUGGCAAUUUGGAAAUUUCCUCCCAAGUAGAUAAUAAAAAAAUUGUAAAAAAUGCAAAAGCUAAAAAAUUUGUCAGUGCAUUAAUGAAAAGCAACAAUAAAAAAGAAAAUGAAGGUAACAGUAUUGAUCAAAGUUUUGAUACAGAAAUUAAAGAAAAAAUAAUGAAAAGUUCAUCGAAACAAGCUGAACAAAGCUUGUUGCUAUCUCAUGAACUAGAAACUAAAAAUAAAUCUAACAUAAAACAUAAUGGCACAUUAAUAAUUAAUGAGAUUUCAUUGGAAAAAGAUGAUGGUAAAUUUCUUUCAACUCUAACUAAUAAAAGGUUAAUUAAAGAACAUUCCACAGAUAGUGAAAUAAAUAGUAAAAUGGACUUUGAAGAUUCAAAGUUAUCUAGCAGCAGUGAAAGUAGUACUGAUACAUUAUUGCCUAAAACUUGUGGAUUGUCGGAUUUAAAUAUUAAGGGCGAGUCAGACAAACAAUGUGAGAUUAAUGAUGAAAAGACAGAAAUAAGGAAUAAAAAUGAGGAUACCAUAAAAUCAGAUAGUGGAUCCAAUCAUUCAGGUGUACGUCGUAGUAAUAGAAUUAAGCACAUUGGCUUGCAAAAACAAAAAUCUUGUGGCAGAGGAUUAGUCAUAAAACCAAUUCAAGAAUCCCAGAAAGUAUCUAUUUCAGACAGUCUCAUAAAUAAUGCUGUUGUGAUGCCAGAACAGCAUCAUGGAAGUGAAAUUACAAAAAGAAUGAAAAAUCUAAUUCAAACACAGUUAGACAAAUCAAAUUACAAAUGUCCCACGAUAGAUAACUUCCCUAGUGUAAUUCAUUGCGAUUCUAAUACAAAUAAACCUGUAAAAGUGAAAUCUCGCUGGCGAAGAUCGAGUGAAUUGGAAAUGAGUAACAAUACUUCAUGGUCAGCAUCACAACAAUCAUCAAAUAUCAGUUCUGCAGGAAAUGAUGUUUCAGUUGAAGAUAGUUUCAGUAAUAGUACAGCCAUUAAGGAAUUGAAUUGUAAUAUAGACCCUCUGCGAUUACCAUCAGCUCUAUUAAAGCAAGAGUCUGACCAAACAACAAUCUCAACCGAGGACAGUGUUACUUGUAAAAUUAUCACAUUUACACUGGUCAAUAACCUAUCACAAAAUGUUUCAAUCAUCCCUAAUAAUAUAGGAGCAAAACCACUUCCCAUGAUACCUGAGGUCGAUAGAGAAAUGGAAGAAAGAUUGAGGCAAUUCGAACAUUUGAGAGAAAAUUUAUAUUUGACAGAGCGGUAUACUAACAAAGAAACAAAACGAAUGGUUUGCGAUUGUUUCUUAACUGAGGAGGAAAUUCAACGUGGAGAACUUGGCUGUGGGGAAGAUUGUCUAAAUAGGCUCUUGAUGAUUGAAUGCGGAUCCAGAUGUAUCGUUGGCGAUAGAUGUACAAAUAGACGAUUUCAAAAUUGCAAUUAUGCUAAGUGUGAAGUUUUUCGUACAGAGAAAAAAGGCUUUGGUUUAAGAGCUAUUACUGAUUUGAACGCAGGAGAAUUUAUAAUGGAGUAUGUUGGUGAAGUAGUCGAUUCAAGAGGCUUUAGAAAAAGAGCAAAAGAGUAUUCUAAGGAUAAAAAUCGACAUUACUAUUUUAUGGCUUUGAAAUCUGAUCAAAUUAUCGAUGCAACCAUGAAAGGAAAUAUAUCAAGAUUCAUUAACCAUAGCUGUGAUCCUAAUGCUGAAACUCAAAAAUGGACUGUAAAUGGAGAGUUGCGUAUUGGAUUCUUCAAUAAAAAAUUUGUAGCAGCUGGAGAGGAAAUAACUUUUGAUUAUCAUUUUCAAAGAUACGGUAAAGAAGCACAAAAGUGUUUUUGUGAGGCGACUAACUGUCGUGGCUGGAUCGGUGACAAUCCCGAAGAUAGCAAAACGAAUGCAGAAUGCAGGAAACACGAUAAGGAGGACGACGAGGACGACGAGGACGACGAUGACGACGACGAUGACGACGAAGACGGAGAGGACAAUGACGAAGAUGACAAUGACAGCAAUAAAGAAAGUGGACUUAAAGAAAAGAAAAAGGAGGAUAAAAAAGAAAAGGCAGAGAGACAAACGAAAAGAAAUAAGCGCGAAGAUAAAAAAAUUAUUGACCACAUGGAAGAUGAGGAUUUGGAGGAACAAAUCGAUAGAUUGUGCGCCAGUGGACUGAAGAAUCGAGCUCACACUCUAACGUUGAGUCGACUGAUGGUCCGGUGCAGGGAACUGCAGCACAGGAGGCGGUUACUCGAGGUCAUUCGGUCGGGCGAGCAGCCCUGCCGCAGACUAUUCUUGGACUACCAUGGUCUGAGACUAAUGUGGAGCUACAUGAUGGAUGUCGCUGGCAGCGACAGUGAGGAGGCUCAGCAGUUCAGAUCCGAAAUCGUCAGAACUCUAGCAACGCUGCCGAUCCCAAAUCGAACUAUGCUGAUCGACAGCAAGGUGCUCAGUGUCGUCGAGAAGUGGUCGAAGCAACUCUGUCACUCGCCGAGCGUGGAUUCUCCGAACGAGGAGGUCGAGAUGAAAGAGGCGGCCGGUGACAAAGACUCGAGCGUCGAGACGACAAUGGUCGUGGCGGAACAGUGGUCACUGCUGUCCGAGCUGGCUGGUAACCUGCUGGAGAGCUGGUCAAAUUUGAAGGAAGUUUUCCGGAUACCAAAGAAGGAGCGUUUGGAGCAAAUGAAGGAGCACGAGCGAGAAGCAGAUCGAGGAUACAAGGAGGAUGCGGAGCGGGAAGCCCGGGAGACGCUGUCUUACGAGAGGCACCGGGCUGAGCGUCACCGCGGAGGCGGUGAGUCGGAUAAGCGGCCGGAGCGACGACGAGGCCCCGAGUCGCUGGACCUGGUGCAGGUCCCCCGCAUGAGCAAGUUCGAACGCCGUCAGCUAUUCGCCCUGAAGGUAGCCCAGGAGGAGGAGGAGCGCCAGCGUCGCCAGCAGGAGGAGCUCUGGCAGCAGCACCAGGCCCAAUGUCUGGCCCUGGGUCUGGAUCCGCAGGCUACUGCUGCCCUGGACCCGCAAUCGGGGUACCCGCUGCUCCUCGAGUCGCAGUUGGUCCAGUGGUCGAGCUUCGCUGGAGCGGCCGAGCAGCAGUCGCGACAGCCGGGGCUUGCGCAGCGGCAGUCGGCACUUGACGGACCUGAAGCCUUGGUCCCGGCCGUGGCCGACUUGGAACAGCCGCCGCCCGCCCUCGACCUGCCGCCCAAAUGGCGCUGGGCUCGCGAUAAGCGCGGCCGCGUCUACUACUACCAUGCGCGUGAGCGCGUGUCCCAGUGGUUGCCCCCGCCACCUGACCACAUCGGCCUGCAGCCGGACUCGGGGCCCGAUUCGUCCAGCGAUGAGAGCAGCGAUGCGUCGUCCUCGUCGCGCGAUAACGACGAGAACGACGAGGAAGAGACCGCCGGUUGCGCACCCACGGUCGACGAACGCGACGAACCGGACGACGAGGACGGUCUCGUUGACGAGCUGCUGGUCGAUGAGCAGCCGCAGCUCAGACAACCCGACAGCAUGGACCUGGACGCACCACAACCCCCCAGAACCGAUGCCCGGCGACGCAGAGAUGGUCUCGUGCAGGAGAGGAUCAUUAGCCCGCGUAGGGAUGAGGACCGCAUUGACUACAGCAAGUUCAAGGAGCUUAAGGACAAGCUCCGUCGCCAAAAGGAUAAGUCCAGGCUGAAGGAGCAGUCGGACAAGCUACGCAAACACCGCCGCAGCCUUAAGUCCAAGUCGCAUGCCAAACAGAGCGGCUUGGCCAAGUCGUUUCAAAGCGUCACUUCUGACAUGUCUCCCACAAGCGAGCGUAAGAUCAAGGAUACUUUCCGAAUCAACAUGGCCCACGUUAUGGUCCAUUUCCUCAACCCUUACAGAAAGAAUGAUUGCAAACAAGGCCGAAUUACCAACACUGAAGAUUUCAAAUAUUUGGCGCGCAAGUUGACGCAUUUUGUGCUGGCCAAAGAAUUGAAGCAUUGCAAAAGUGUUGAUGAACUCGAAUGCAAUGACAAUGUUAAACACAAAGCUAAGGAUUUCGUAAGGAAAUAUAUGAACAAAUUUGGCGCUGCCUAUCAAAGAGAUAAAGAUGAAGAUUAAUUCAAAUUAUCAUGAAAAAAUGUCAUUUUUCAUACUACGUCAAAUUCGUCAUCAAAAACAAAAUUAAAUCAACACUAUUGUUGUAUUUACGUCUAUAAAAGAAUGCAAAAAGGACACUGUAUAUUAUAAUCACUUUUUAUGAUGGAUAUUGGAAUAUAAAUACUACGAAUAAUAUUAUUUAAUGCUUCUAUUUUUAAUUUCAAAAUUUAUACAAAUUGAUGAUUUUAUUAAUCCUUCCACACCACUAGAUAGCGCAUAAAAAUAUACAUAGUAACAUAAAAACAGUACGUAUGAAUACUUUGUCCGUUUAAUAUUACAAAUUUGUAACCUCAGUUUUAUUUGAGCACAGUAUAUUCUGGACUUUUACCAAAAUCAAUUAAUUUUUUUCUCAACAUUCAUUUCAGUCGCGCAAAACGCAGUCACUGUGUAAAAAUGUUUAACGUUAUUCUGUCUAAUAUUUAUAUUUCUAUAUGCCAAUUAGUAACGUGGAAGGUCUAAAAUAUGUAGGAACUUUUUCUUAAUCUUAUUUUGUAAGUUGUUUACAUUAAUAUCGAGGUUUAUUUAUAAAAAACUAUUAGAAAUUUGCUGUCUAUUUAGUAAUUUUUACGUAAACAUACUGAUUCAAGCAUAACAUUUUUAAUUAAUUUCCUCAAUCACAAAUAUCUUGAACUUCAAUUUUAACUGCUUCAAAGAAUUUGCAAAUUAAUUUUGUAAAAGAAAUUAACAGCAGCAUACAGGAGAUGAGAGCGUUAAAUGUGAAAUUACGUAAGAAGCUCAUGGCACAACUUUUCAUAGCUGACAUCACUUGCUGUACUCCCAUCGCAUCCAGAAGUGGGUUUAAGAACAAAGUAAAUACAUCAGAUUUUUAUCGUAUGAUCGUUUUCACUCCACUGAUUGCGUUAUUUUCUUGACUAAAUGAUUAUUUUUGUAAACAUUAAAACUUGUUUGUCGAUUAUACUUUGCAUUAAACUUUACCAUGUAUUAAUUAUUCAUUUCCUUAUUUGGUACGACGGCAGUGUUGAAAAAUAAUGAUGAUCCGUGAAUAAAUAAUUCAACCUUCGUAGUAUGUGUACAUAUUGACGUUUUUUUCUCGCAUAUCUACUUGAUUGACUUUUCUUUUAACAAUUUUAACCAAAUGAAAUAAAUCAGUAUUGGCCGUAUGAACAUAGCUAUUGAAAUGCAAAUAAAUUGAUUGCCAUUACAACAGUAAUAAAUUU
Messenger RNA from Phymastichus coffea, 7056 nucleotides. RefSeq names its product probable histone-lysine N-methyltransferase CG1716 (gene Set2). Gene Ontology annotation, biological process: regulation of DNA-templated transcription. Gene Ontology annotation, molecular function: protein binding; histone H3K36 methyltransferase activity. The transcript is spliced from 12 exons. NCBI's taxonomy places the organism in Eukaryota, Metazoa, Arthropoda, Insecta, Hymenoptera, Eulophidae. Bases 1010 to 5839 code for a protein of 1609 amino acids. Gene Ontology annotation, cellular component: nucleus; chromosome. The record is from RefSeq and is a predicted model, not a curated record.